UCAGGAAUCAGGAUCGGCCAGAAAAACCAUUCCUGAUCAGACGACACCAUUCCUGAUCUUCAGGUAACCUGAUCUCAUUUCUGAAAGCCGCUUCCUGUGCCAUGCAAGUAGCCGUCUUAAUUAGGGAGCCGAUCCGAAUCGCGGAUCCAACGGAUCCAGUAGUCUUAAAUCUUGGCCUCUGCGGCUUACUGAAGCCUCUGAUACGGUCAUGAAUCCUCUGCGGCUUACAACAAUUCAAUCAUGCGAUUGGUCGGUACUAGAUACACCCGUCUCACGGGUUCGUCGUUCCUAGUCGCUAGAACUACCUAGAGCGGAACGGCUUGUUGGCCGAAGGUGAUUUUUGAGUCGACUAAAAAAUCACGAGCGGGACGUCUAGUUGGCCGGAGUUGGCCGGAACGUCGAGCUGGAACUACCUUGAGCGGAACGUCUAGUUGGCCUUGACAUUUGCUAAUUGCUCCGAUUCUUUCCUUACUCGCGGAUUAAUUCAUUAACAGGGCGAAAUGUCGCUGUUUGGGGGUUUCAAGCCUUCCACGCCGGCCGCUUUAGGGACCCAAACCUCCGCUUUAAGCACACCCGCAACAAGCACCCCGUCAACCCUACAACAGCAGCAGCAACAGCAGCAGCAGCAACAACAACAGCAACAACAACAGCAGCAGCAGCAGCAGCAGCAGCAGCAGCAGGAGCAGCAGUUGACUCUGGCCAUUCAGCAGGGUCAAGCGCAUCUGCUGACGAAUAACGAUCCCAGUCGAGGGGGUCCGCAACCGGCGGGGUUCGACACUAAGUUCAGCGAGCUUCACCCGGACAGCCAGAAGAUCCUGACGCACAUAGAGAGCAAGGUGUUGGAGCUUCGAGCCGAGAGCCAGAGGCUGGGGCAAUCCAGUCGACUGCAGGAUGUGUCACAAUUGGCGGACAAUGCGUUUGAGCGACAGGCAGCCAGAGUCAGCCAGAGCCUGUCGCACAGCCUGUCGCACGUGGCAUCAAGAGUAGACACGGAGCGAGCCUCCCUGCACCACAUGCUGCACACGGCGCAGCACCUGCUGCACCACAGCGACCUGGCAGUGCGCUCCUUCUCCCUCCUGCGCUCCAGAUUCCCUCACCUCCCCGGCAUCGACCCAUUGCCACCAGCCCCAUCUCACCCCGACAUCUACCGUGGAAUCCCCUCGCUCCCGUCUCCUUUCCUCAUCGACACAGUCGCGCGCUUCGAGGUCAAACUCACCGAGUACCGCCACAAGCUGGCCGAGCUGCAGGGGGUGGUCGAAACCGCCCUAGGGGACAGCACCCGGCUCGGUGCCGGAUACUCCCGAGCAGCAGCGGCAGCGGCAGCAGCAGCGGUCGAGGCAUUACCGGUGAUUAUAAAGAACCUGCAUGAUUUCUUUAUCCACGUGGCGGCUCAGGUGGAGCGAGUACAUGAGCGGGUGGACGCAGCACGGACAGCUUUCCUGGCUGAGCGGCGCAGGAGGGGCGAUCGCAGCAACCCGUUUGCAGAGGCAGACAGGGUUGAAGCUGCUGCUGCUGCCAGCAAGAAGCCAUCCCUUUUGGGGCCUGCUGCUGCUGCUGCCGCUGGCACUUCUGGCGCUACUGCUGGUGCCACUGCUACUGCAGCAGCAGCAGGCAGUGGGAUUCUGUCCUCUCCGCUCUCUCUCCUCCCGGGAACCACCACUCCUGGCGCCUCCCCGUUCCUCCCAAGCCCUGCCGGACUCCUCCCCCCUUCCACAUCCGCCACCCCAUCACUCUUCGGCAACCCCUCCUCUGCUACCGCCACCUCCACUCCCGGCCUCUCUCUUUUCGGUACUCCUGCCUCCGGGGCUGCAGGCAGCACCCCUGGCACGUCGCUCUUUGGCUCCUCCACUCCCUCCCUCUUCGGCGCUGCUGCUGCUGCUUCGUCCCCCGCUCUCUCCUUUGCCACUCCCGCCACCAGCACCACAUCCCUCUUUGGCACGCCAACCCCUGCAGGAGCAGGCUCGUCCCCCGGCUCCUCUCUCUUCGGCGCCUCUGCCUUCGGCGGUACUGCUCCCUUUGGUGCCGCUACUUCUGCCUUUGGAGCGACACCAUCAGCAGCAGCAGGUUUCCCUGGCUUGCCUGGUGCUGCUGCCGCUACCCCGUCUCUGUUUGGUUCGCCCGCGGGGGCGGCAACUGGGGGUCUGUUUGGGGCAGCAGGUGCAGGAGCGUCUCCCUUUGGGACUCCUUCGGCUUCGCCCUUCGGUGCUGCUGCUGGGUCACCCGCAGCAUCUCCUUUUGGGGCUGCUGCCACUACCCCUACCACGUCACUGUUUGGUGCUCCUGCUGGGGGUGCCGCGCCUGCAGCUGGCGGCUUGUUUGGUGCUCCUGCCACUCCCACUCUCCAGCCUGCCGCCCCGAUGCCAUUCGGUUUUGGCAACACAAGUCAAACGACCACAACCCGUUCCAAGUCGCGCGGCUCAUCUAGAAGACGCUGAGAGGGGGGUUUGAAUCUUGAGAUAGGAGAACAAUUAGCUGGUGUCCUGUAUUAGGAUUGUUAAUCAAUUUUAUUGAUUUGGUGUCCCAAGGAGUGAGCGACGGAGCAACUUGGUUGGUUCGCCGUGCCACGAAGGCUUCCACACGUGGAUUUUACGGGUUCUAACGACCACUCCCUUGAUGUUGGAGGGUUGCGCUAAAAGCGUGCUGUUGUGACGUGGCGUGAA
Molecule: messenger RNA, 2660 nt
Organism: Closterium sp. NIES-67
Lineage: Eukaryota; Viridiplantae; Streptophyta; Zygnematophyceae; Desmidiales; Closteriaceae
Source: the annotation of a GenBank genome assembly